Cokeromyces recurvatus is the source of this 1380-nucleotide messenger RNA. Its product is annotated as Endonuclease/exonuclease/phosphatase. Gene Ontology annotation, cellular component: cytoplasm. Gene Ontology annotation, molecular function: sphingomyelin phosphodiesterase activity. NCBI's taxonomy places the organism in Eukaryota, Fungi, Mucoromycota, Mucoromycetes, Mucorales, Mucoraceae. The coding region runs from base 1 to 1380 and encodes 459 amino acids. The transcript has 4 exons. The record is from RefSeq and is a predicted model, not a curated record.
AUGUCUUGUGCUAAUCAACUAAAUGUGUUGUCCUUUAAUUGUUGGGGCUUAGCUUUUGUAUCAAAACAUAGAGGCUAUCGCUUAAAAGCUAUAGCUGAGGCACUAAGUAAAGAAGAUUAUGACAUUAUUACUUUACAAGAGAUUUGGGUAUACAAAGAUUUUGAACUGAUUCAAGCAUCUGUUCAACAUGUUUUACCCUAUUCUAAAUACUUUUAUAGUGGAGCCUUUGGAAGUGGAUUAGCCAUCUUGUCAAAAUUUCCCAUAAUUUCAACUGCUUAUCAUCGUUUUACUUUAAAUGGAAAGCCAUUAAUGAUCUUCCAUGGAGAUUAUUAUGUUGGUAAAGGUAUUGGAUCGGCACUCAUCAAUCAUCCAACCAUUGGUCUUGUUGAAGUUUUCAAUACUCAUCUUCAUGGUGGAUAUGGACCAAAAGAUCGAUAUAGGGCUCACCGUGCUACAGAAUGUUGGCAGUUAGCACAAAUUUUAAGAACAUCAGCAGCAAUGGGUAGACAAAUUAUUUUGUCAGGAGAUUUUAAUAGCAUUCCAACAUCAUUUAAUUAUCGUCUUAUAUGUGAUCAUGGAUUCAUGACAGAUUCAUGGCUACAGAUACAUGGCGAACCUGAUCCAAAGUAUUUUGAUGUGAAUAAUAUAACAGCAGAUUUAUACACUCAAUUUUUUGGGUAUACAUGCAAUUCACCUUUUAAUACUUUCUCUCGCUAUUAUGAUCAGGGAAAGGAUACGAAUGCUAGAAAAGGAUUUGGAAAGCGAUUAGAUUAUAUUUUUUAUAGGCAUACACCAGAGUUACAAUGUAUUGAUUCCAAAGUAGUCUUUACUAAUUCCAUACCAGAUUCACAAAUGAGUUAUUCAGAUCAUUUUGGUGUUGUAUCUAUAUUUAAAAUAAGCAAUGCUCAUCAACAUAAAAAUAAUCAAUUAACUGGGAUGGCCCCACCUUCCUUUUUACUAUGCUAUCCAAAUUAUACACAUUUAGAACCUGCUAUUAUACAUGAUAUUCUAGAUGCAUUACGAACUAAUCAAGAAAGAGCAAAAAAAGAUGCCAACGUAUUACUAUAUACAUUAGCCAUUUGUGCUAUACUUCAUAUUUUACUAUACAUCGUUGUGAUUGUGUUACCAACCACGCUUCAAAGUUAUGGAAGAUUACCCAUUGCUUUAGUUACUGCUUUUGGGGGUCUUUUGAUGAAUUUAACGUUAAUUUGCGUGUUGAUAUGCUUAAUCGUUGGAUUUGUGUUUGGACAUACUGAAGAACGAGCUCUUUUACAAUUUAUAAAUGAAAUUGAAACAUUUCAAAAAAAUAUAGAAGCAGAUAGACAAAAUAAUAAUUACUUUAUUGAAACAACACAUCAAAAUUCGUUAAAAGUCGUAUGA